This is a messenger RNA of Phlebotomus argentipes, 1380 nucleotides long. It is a transcript of the gene CSN4, whose product is annotated as COP9 signalosome complex subunit 4. Gene Ontology annotation, cellular component: COP9 signalosome; cytosol. The transcript is spliced from 3 exons. Bases 114 to 1358 code for a protein of 414 amino acids. The record is from RefSeq and is a predicted model, not a curated record. Lineage: Eukaryota; Metazoa; Arthropoda; Insecta; Diptera; Psychodidae.
AAAGCCGGCGAGAGAAACGUCACUCGAGUUUGUUUUGCUUUUGGGUGGAGGAGAUUUUCGUGCUGUGCUUUUCUGUUCAUUUUCCAGCGAUUUCUACGAACAAGAGAUUAAAAAUGAGUGCAGUGGAUGGACAAUUGUCCGUUUCGACGCUGCGGCAAAUGCUGGUGUCCCUGGUGAAUUUCACAGGGACACACAAAGAACAGGCAGACAAAUAUCGAUCUAUUUUGGAAGUGAUUCUGGCAAAGAGCGGCCCGGACGUUGCUGACACGCUGAAGCUGUUUAUAGAAUCCAUCGUCAAUGAACACGUGAGUCUCGUGAUCUCACGACAGAUCCUCACAGAUGUUGCGGUUCAUCUCACCAAGCUUCCGGACGACACUUCCAAAGUCAUCUCGCACUUCACGCUCGACAAAGUGCAGCCGCGUGUGAUCUCAUUUGAGGAGCAAGUGGCUAGUAUUCGUCAGCACUUGGCCAAGAUAUAUGAGCAUCAGCAGAAUUGGCGUGAGUCCGCCAAUGUGCUCGUGGGAAUCCCACUGGAGACUGGCCAGAAGCAGUACUCGGUGGAUUACAAGCUGGAGACUUACUUGAAGAUAGCCAGACUCUACCUGGAGGACGACGAUCCUGUCCAGGCGGAGGCGUACAUCAAUCGGGCCUCUCUGUUGCAGGCGGAGACCAAGAGUGAGAAACUGCAGGUGCUCUACAAAGUCUGCUAUGCUCGUGUGCUGGAUUACAGGAGGAAGUUCAUUGAGGCGGCCCAAAGAUAUAAUGAGCUGUCGUACAGAACCAUUGUGGAUGAGGAGGAGCGCAUGACUGCCCUGAAGAAGGCGCUGAUUUGCACAAUUCUCGCCUCUGCUGGCCAGCAGAGAUCUCGCAUGCUGGCCACACUGUUCAAGGAUGAGCGCUGCCAACAUCUGCCGGCGUACUCGAUUCUGGAGAAGAUGUACCUCGACAGGAUCAUCAGGCGAUCCGAACUGGAGGAAUUCGAGGCUCUGCUGCAGUUGCACCAGAAGGCCAGCACUCUGGAUGGAUCAUCGAUUCUCGAUCGUGCCGUGUUUGAGCACAAUCUCCUCUCCGCGAGCAAGCUCUACAAUAAUAUAACAUUCGUGGAGCUUGGCGCUCUGCUGGAGAUUUCGCCCAACAAGGCAGAGAGAAUCGCCAGCCAGAUGAUCACGGAGGGGCGCAUGAAUGGGUACAUCGAUCAGAUUGACGGCAUUGUGCACUUCGAGACCAGGGAAAUCCUGCCGCAGUGGGACAAGCAGAUCCAGUCGCUCUGCUAUCAAGUGAAUGGAAUCAUCGAAAAGAUUGGCAUCGCGGAGCCGGAGUGGAUGACGCGAACGCUGGAUGAGCAGAUGCAAAACUGAGAAUUAAAUGAUCUUAUUGAAA